CUAUAAUAUUCUCGCGCACAUGUAUGUAGCAAAUGGUAACUACGACUACGCUUACAGCAGGCAUUGAACUUAAAGUUUUCAUUCGUUUACAGGCAUUUCAGAUCAUUUUGAACAUUUUUAAUUUGCAAGCCAUGUGAUGUUAAGUAAUAAUGUCAUCAGAUCAAAGAGGACUACAUGAUGUAUUGGAGGGCCUUUAUGUUGCCCACAAAUGUGAUAUUGACUUAUACUGUUCAGGUCAUUUAAAUCAUAAUCGACUACGAAAGCCAAAAGAGGUGGCGACACAUAAGCCAUGGCAAAGCUACUCCGAAGAUGUAACAUUAUUGCGUCAGCCUAGUAAACUCCCCUCUCCUAGAAGAUCGGCAGAGAAGGAGAAAUACAUGACGCAGGCUUUAUAUGACUUCAGCAUUGGUACAUCGGGCAGCCUUCCCUUGCCUGGUAUAAUAGGCAGCCAGAAAGAAGGCCUUCAGACGGCUUCAUGCGAUAGUGAUAAUAAAGGACAUACAACUAACAGAGAAAAAAACACCGGCAGUAGAUUAAGACCAAAUUCUGUUGCCUCAUACAUAAGCGAUGGUGCGUACAUCGAGGAACUGGAUGUUCCGGAUUUGAUGCUUCCUGUCAGUGGUAUAAAAACUCAUAGAAAAUCACAGUUGACUGAUCUCUCUCUGGUUCAAAAUGAGCGUCGAGAAAAAUAUGAGAAACGGCAGUUUCUAUCAACACAUUUGAGUGCCAUUACGAAGAAGGAUCAGUUUGCGAAAAUGAGAGAAUUCGAUAAUACGGUGCUGAGGAAAGCUGAAACGAGGGAGCAAAGUGUGUUGUCGGGAAAGCAGGCUGUGCAACAUCUAGAAAGAAAACUGCAACAGCGUUUAGAGGAGCUGGGACACAUGAUGAGCUCUCCUAACUUCCAUCGCCUGCAAGUGUACAGCGACAUUUGGGAUGACAUGCUUCAAGAUACUCCAACGUUCUCAAAGAUUUUGAAAGCUAUUAAGGGUGAAUAUGAUAUCUAUAUGGGCUCCUUGCUAGACACUCAACCUCAACAGCAAAGUCAAGUACUGUACAAGCAAGUGCGAGGCUUGGCAGCCAGCGGUACAUCAAUACCGGGACAAGUUAAACAUGAGCAAAACACAGUACAACAGAUAGAAAUGCAAGCUAAACAACUGUUACAAGACAAUCAACGACUUCGGAAUUCUGUUGAAGAUGAAAAAGCAGAUUUUUCAAUGGAACCCUUGCCAGAUGUAAAAGCAGUUGAACAAAGUGAUUUGAACACACGCAGGGACAGUGGGCUAGAGAGCUUCGAACAACAAAUCACAGCUUUACAUAUUGGAAUUCUAGAGCUCGUUGAAGAUAUGAAAGAGGAGAGGCAACAAAUACAGCAAAAUUAUGUGCCGAGUGCAGUGUGCAAACAUCUGGAGCAUGGAGUCAAAGAAAUGGAGAUAGCUGUACUCAAGGUUCUCAGUACAAACGAAUACCUUGAAAAAACUAUUCAGCAACUGGAAAUAGACAUUGAGAAAGUCAUGGAAAAAGCAAGCAUAGAAGAUGCAGAGAGCAGGCAAGUGUGGAAGGCCAUCAAUACUCUGUCAGUGCCUAUGGAGGAAGGGGAUCCACCAACACCCCGAUGACAUGUCAAUGAGUCUACGACUGUAUACAUCUACACGACAUGUUCACAAGUGCUUUAUACAUCUACACAACAUGUUUGCAACUGUUGUAUACUGUACAUCUCGUCAUCUUCAUCAUUGGCAACUUUUUUUCUAUUGAUGAUUGUUCAUCUGUUGUCUCAACUUUGAAUGGUUUCAUCAUUAGUUCUCUUGUUUGUUUAGACCAGUAUAUAAUAAUUUUAUGACAAGACAAACAAUGUUUCCUAAAUAAUAAUAUUACAACAAAUUAUAUUUGGAAUAGUGAGAGUUGCUGUAGUACAUUUCAUACAAUUGUAUUAUGUUACUUAUGAACAAAUAUGGGAUCUAAUACCCUAUUCAGAAUAGCAUCGCAUUGCAAUUGGUUGUUGCACGAUCGGUUGUAGCAAUUGCGACAACCAAUCGCUUUUGUGUGUAAAAGUUCGAAAAUAGUAGCAAUUGUUACCCGUUGUGAUUACCAUAGAAUCCGAUCGCAAAGCAUCACAACAAAUUCCACAGGCACUGGUUGGCCGAUGUCAGUCAUCAGGUCUAGCCACCAUUUUACUGCCGUUUGACCAAGGACUUUUAACUGUUACCAGGAUAGGAAGCUGGCUGGUUUAAGCCAUCUAACUUGAAUUAGCCUUAUGUGCAGUAUUGUUAUGCAAAUGAGCCAGAUAAGCACAAUCUGCACAUGCUCAGAAAAACAAAACUUUCCUUAAUAGUCACACCAUGGCCACACUGCAUAUUGACAUACCCAUGCCAUACCUGUGUCUCAUGUAAUAGUGAAUGUUUGGAUUUAGUUUGUUGUAAUUUAUAUUUUUCAUGUUGUUAACAUGGCAUUGAAUGGUGCUUGGUCAUUUUAUCUUUGGGAUAAUCACUACCGUUGUUUUCCAAAACCAUUGGGUUAAGCUUGGUCUCCACAAAAUCGCUACACCCUAUCGCCGACAGCUUUCGGCAACGCUGAUUGGUCAGUCGGAUCUGUGAGCCUUCCCUAUUACGCUGUGAACAGCUGCGCAGUAUAACGAUUGCAGUAAAGAACCUGUAGUGAUAAUGUAGUGGUUUUAUGGAAUCCAGGCUUUACAGGUUGCCUUUAAAUAGUACUUCACAUAUUCAUGAAAGAAAUUAAUGACGUACAGUAUUAGAUAAGUUGCUUUUUAACAAUAGCACUGUACAGUAUAGUAUAUAUUUAUUAUUCGACAGAAGGCACGUAAUUCUAGAUGUUGUAGAAUAUUUUAAAAAAAGGUUUAGUUGGUUUUUUUUUUCAUGACUAAAUUUAAUGUAGCUUUUUGUAGCAAUUCUUGAUUCUUGUUUGCUUCCUAUAAAUGUUAUAUUUUUUGCAAAGUUUGAAAGUCACACAAAUAUACAAUACAUAGUUCAUAUUUAAUUGUUAUUGAGUAGAUUUGUUAUUGGUUGUAAAAAUAUUCUUGACAAGAAAUUCCUUCUUUCUAAAUAUGUUUGUUAAACAUACAUGUUAUUAAAAGACAAAAGAAA
This is a messenger RNA of Anneissia japonica, 3098 nucleotides long. RefSeq lists its product as uncharacterized. Lineage: Eukaryota; Metazoa; Echinodermata; Crinoidea; Comatulida; Comatulidae. The transcript is spliced from 7 exons. The record is from RefSeq and is a predicted model, not a curated record. Bases 150 to 1616 code for a protein of 488 amino acids.